Cyprinus carpio (common carp) is the source of this 988-nucleotide messenger RNA. RefSeq names its product protein SSUH2 homolog. The record is from RefSeq and is a predicted model, not a curated record. NCBI's taxonomy places the organism in Eukaryota, Metazoa, Chordata, Actinopteri, Cypriniformes, Cyprinidae.
CUUUCUUUCUUUUAUAAUAAGAGCAAAUUAAGAAUGACACAGUCUGUCAUUGCAUUUUGUGUCCCUCGGGAGUUAUAGCUGGUUUGCAACGACACGAGAACUUUAUUUUAGAGUGUACUGUGCCUUUAAGGAUUCUGUAAUUUGUGAGUUGUAUCAGACGCGCUUUAUAAACCAGGCUGCCAGAACAUUAUUGUGGGCGUUUCUUCAUUACUGUCCAGCUUUUAGAGUUCAAAACUGAGCAAAAGCUCUCAGUAAACAUAAAUGGGAAGCGCUGCUGGAACCAAGAUCAUUGUGAAACAGACCUCACCAGCAUUUUGUGCGUUAUGGAUGACAAAGAAAAAGAUACAGGUGUGUUUCUUGUCAUGGAAAGGGUUACAAAGGCUGCCUCAUGUGUAACGGUUACAGAAAGCUUGUGUAUUCCAUGCAGCUCACAGUUACAUGGAAGAACCAGGUGUUUGUGUUUAUACCCAACCGGGUGCCUGGAUUCCCUCUGAAGAAGUUCGAGAAGGUGUCUGGGGAAGCGUUCUUUGUAGAUGAUAAUCUCUCCUGGUAUACAUCGAUUCAUUCAUUCUGCUGUGAGCCGCAUCCUAAAGCAAGUGAGCAGAAACUGAACCAGCAGUCUGCUGCCAAAUGCACAGCAAAAUUAUGGUGUCAAACAAUUGCGCUGGUGCCGCUCACUCAUGUAUUUUACGCUUACAGUGGAGAAGACUACGAGAAAACAAAGUUCACACCACCAAAUACCCUUCUUCUUGCAGCAUUUUGUAAAAACUGAAUUUGUUUUGUGUCUUAACCAUUCUUGAAAUUAUUCAUAAUUAACAUAAAGAUGUAAAUACAAUACAGUGUGUAUUUAUCACUAAUGUAUAAAGGUCUAUGAAAACAAGGCUCCUUUCUCCUCAUUCUCUCAUAUAAGCAUAUAACAGCAUGUUAUGAACUACUGUUUUAUUAUCAUUACUUCAUUCUGUUUAUUAAAGAUUAGUAUUAAAAUUAA